Messenger RNA from Porites evermanni, 23669 nucleotides. The record is from the annotation of a GenBank genome assembly. NCBI's taxonomy places the organism in Eukaryota, Metazoa, Cnidaria, Anthozoa, Scleractinia, Poritidae.
CUUACAUCCAUCGAUUUCAAAGUCCAAACAACGCAGUACAGGUUCAAUUUAGUUUCUGUCGGAAAGACGAACGUCCUGUGCCCGGUCUGAGCUCCUUUGGUUACACAAGACAUUUCUGACGGUUGAAAUUUCCGAAAAGCGUCCUUUUUCUACAAGGUAGGGAAAGAGGUGUCGAUCUACUUGGCUAAAGAAGUUCUACUCUUUUCAAACUUAUUACCAGAAACGAAUUUGAACAUGUACCGAAGAUCUAAUAUAACCUUCGAUGCAUGUGAGUAAAAUCAUACAGUGCCGAGACUAUAAUGAAGAGAAAAUGAAGAAGUUCUACUUUCAUCACUUUUAAUUUGCGUUGCCACAAUUUUCCAACAGAAAGUAUAGUUUUCCAACUUUUUUUCUUAAUCUUUUUAAAAACAGACGAAUUUUGGAGUCCUUUGAAGGUAGUAAUCAUACAUGCAUGGUUAUUGAGGUGUACAAGGUAGUUUUAACUAUUACGUCUGAGGGCAGAGGGUGAAAUGUUACAAGAGACGAAUCAAAUCAUGAUAAGCUACAGAACAGCUACUCUGAUUUUUCAAGGACCAAAGAGCUAUAAGGAGCUUUUCGAGUAAUCUUUGAGUUAAGGGAUGAAAAAGAGAGGAUGAAUAAUAGAAGAAGAAAAUUUUCAAGCAGAACUUUCUUGUGGCAGCUGGUCCUAACUUUUGAGUCUACGUAGAAAAUCGUUAGUGUGGUUAUCAAAAGAAAGCAACUGGGCAGUACUACGGCUUUCCUGUGGUUCUCAGUGUUUAUUAUGCUGUACAAGGUGGUUCUAGGUUUUGUGUCUGUAAAUGAAAUCCAAUAAGUUUUACCAUUCAAAAGACAGCUUUUGACAAAUGUUCCUGCAGCACUAUUUAUUACGCAAUACAAGGUCAGCGGAGUCUGUAAAGUAACCAUUCAAAUAUAAACUACCGAGAAGCAGCACUUAUCUGAAGUGCUGCUGUAAAGGUCCGACUUCAUUCAUGAAGAUGAAAUACUGAAGUGCUCGGACUGUUCGACUUAAACCUCGUUUAUUAAGCACAGACUUUUAAUGUAACAUUUUACCGAUUCGUUACUGCAUGCUAAAAAAAGUGACUAAGUAACACAUCCACUCAGGAACAUUAUACGAUCUGCAAAAACCGAUAAAAUAGUCGCCAGCGAAUUGAAGAUUUAGUGCCCCAAACUAAGUAAUAGUCAGACAAUGAUGUAACAAUAUGCUACAAACAUCGCUAACUCUAUAGUCUUGAAACUAAUGUGUCGGUUAGUGAGUAAUCAGAUACUAUAUCGAAUAUAAUUUCAUUUAAUGCAGACAUCAAUAGUGUUAAACAUAAACCGUGAUUAUGAAAUGACACAAAUUUUGGUUAAGCAGGGGUCGAUUGCCCGGGCUCCUGGGUCUUAUGAACGUUAAUUGCUCUAUCUUAUUAAAUUGUGAAAGGUCAUAACGUCACCUGUAGAAACUUUAGUGAGGAAAACAUGAAGAGAGACAGGCAUUUUUAAAAUUCUGCUCAUUAAUACCGAUAUUUUUGAAAUCCUGUUCUUUAAUAGAUUUCGACUAUCCUUUAAUAAAGAAGAAAAAAAAAACGCAACAACAAAGUGAAAACUACAAUUUCAGUUAUGACUAAGACAUACAACGUAUGACUUCUACUUGGAGCACAAACACUAAGAAAGACGAAACUGAAUUUAAUUACUUAUUUUAUAUCGCAGCUUCUUUAAUUGAAGAAAACGAAUAUUAUAGUGUUUCAGAUCAGAAUCGCUGGUGAUAAUGGGGCUUUUAACCGCUCAAGUUCAUUGAUAACGAUAGUCUGUCCAGCAAUUCCUUUAUUUCCUAAGUGCCCAUUAAAAAACAUAUACUGUAUUUUAUCAGACUCAAGUGCAUCUCCCGUGAUCAAUUGGUAAAAUCUCAUAAUCAGCAACUAUACGCACUAGUUAUGAAUAUACUGUUUUCAAAAGAGAUGUGAAAUGUCGAUCAUUUUUUGGACUUAUAUAAGGUAACAUUGCCCUCUAUUUCUCCCGUUCUGAGAAUGGUUUUUUUUUUUUAAUUCAGUCAGAGACAGAUAAGACCAGGAAAAAUAUUCUAGUUCUUCCAAAAGGAGUUUGAACCUACAUGACCUCUGGUUAGCUAGUAGUCUAGAUUCUCUACCAGCGAGCUACAAGAGACGCGUAGGAGUUAAGGCCAUUAAACUAGGUUAAUGUGACAAACAUCCUAUGUACUGCUAAUGCUACGACGGGAGUGUUAACAGACGGCCUUUCGCAGCGAUAAUCAUAAAAAAAAUGAGAUCAUGGUGUUCAGCAAGCCUGCCGAAUAAAUGAGAAUAAUUAUUUUUUGCGUCAAAUGACAUAGGCUUAUCGGGAAAAAAAACGAUUUUUUUCAACAGGAGUCAGUGGACUGAACGAUUCUCCUGAGUUUUGUAAGGUGUCAGUGAGAUAAAGAUCGCCAGAAAAAAGGAAAUCAUUAUCAGUGCUCAGAUAAGUCUUUCAAUUGGGUCUUGAAAUAAACGCAGUGACCACCCGAGUUAGCAAGAUGUGUGGUCCCUCAACGUUAGAAUCGAGCACUAGAACUAUUGUUUACAGAGCAUAAGAAUAAACAAGAAUAAAAUGCUCUGUAAGAUUAUGCAACAUUGUCAUCGUGUUGAAAGGGGAUAUGUCGCGCUAUUUGCUACCUUUUUAAAAAGUGUAAACUUUUCUCGCAUCAAAUGAAUUUCAGAAAUAAUGGUCCAGUUUUGUUAUUUAAGACUAUAUUUAAGCAUUGAAACUGUUUCCUUUCGUCUGACGCAACGGAUGGCAAGGAUGGACAUGGAUUAAAAGUCGAAAAAGUUGGGCCAACCUUUUCAAGUUCUAAUGCAAUGCCUGCAAAACUCACCAAAAACACUGUUAUGGUUAGUGAUUGCUUAUGAAAUCUGUAUGAUAUCUUCCUCAUAACUCUACAAGAGCAUUUUGUGUAUGGGUUAAGGCACUAAGCAAAAACUACCUACCCCUCCUCUAAGCCCACAUUUAACCCUAAGUAAGUACUAAGUGUUAGUCUUGGUUUAGGGGAGGGGUAGGUGGGCAGUUUCCCAGAAACGUAAAAUGAUGCCAGAAUUGACCUGAAAUAGCAGUAUCUUCCUGACAGAGCCUCGUUAACACUUUCAUUCCUAGAAAAAACAUUUAACACUUAUUGGACGAAGUUGAGAAAAAUACCGUGAUUUGUCAGUGGUGAGCAGAUCAAUUAUCUGCCAAAGCCGAAGGCUGAGGCGAAUAAUUAAUCUGCAAGACACUGAAAAAUCACGGUUUUUCGCGAUAACCGAGUCCAAUAAUUGUUUUAUCAUUCGAUGACCGAGUCUUUUAAUUUUUUUUAAUUAUUUGAGAAAAGAACUGCCACUUUCACGCAAGAGCAAUGGCAAGAAGGAAAAAAGCGUGGUUUCAUUUACGUAUGAGCAGAAUAUCAUUUGCAGUUAAGCACAGUUGGACGACAUUGCGCAUGGGCAGAUCAUAGGUAGUUAUUUGUAGGUCACGUGGUGGGCUCUCGUCCAAUGAAAAGGAAGGACAAUUUGCAUCGAAUGAGUGAGUGUUGUGAGGUGGAUCCAACUUUUGAGUCUGUUGACGAAAACGUUUGUUGAAACCUCUUUGGUAGUACCUUCACAAGGUGCUACUUGUUUUUCAGCAUUUUACGAAAGAAAAUUUAGAACUUUUGAUGAAUUAAAUGACUUUAGCCACUUCUGCGAGUGGAUUUUAUUCCUUUUUGGAAAGAUAAAGAUUAAAUUGCCGUAUUAGCUCGCUAGAGACAAUUAUAUCAUUUAAAGAUUAAAGUUGAUCAUCCGUACUGACAAGGAUGCCCCGCUCUCUAGUAAUUUCACGCUGAAACAAGAUUUCACUGAGAGAAACCAAACUAAUCUACUGUGAUUUAUAAUACAACUGACAUGGGAGGACGAGGAGUUUUCUCUUUUUGGAAUUGAGUAACGAAACAGAGCAGAGAGAUGCAACAAUUAACUGAACAAUCAACAGGAAGGGCUAAUCUACAACCUUUUUCUGGAACUGAAAAGUUCAGAAGUGACUGACAAGCACAAUGUUCUGAUAAAGUUAAUCUAUUCAUAAGCUUUGGAACAAAGGCUCUUUGUACUGAAAACUCCCAAAGAUCAAUAUUCACACCUAACCACAACAGAUUUCAGGNAUCACGGUUUUUCGCGAUAACCGAGUUCAAUAAUUGUUUUAUCAUUCGAUGACCGAGUCUUUUAAUUUUUUUAAUUAUUUGAGAAAGGAAAUGCCACUUUCACGCAAGAGCAAUGGCAAGAAGGAAAAAAGCGUGGUAUCAUUUUACGUAUGAGCAGAAUAUUAUUUGCAGUUAAGCACAGUUGGACGACAUUGCGCAUGGGCAGAUCAUAGGUAGUUAUUUGCAGGUCACGUGGUGGGUUCUCGUCCAAUGAAAAGGAAGAACAAUUUGCAUCGAAUGAGUGACAGGAGUGUUGUGAGAUGGAUCCAACUUUUGAGUCUGUUGACGAAAACGUUUGUUGAAACCUCUUUGGUAGUACCUUCACAAGGUGCUACUUGUUUUUCAGCAUUUUACGAAAGAAAAUUUAGAACUUUUGAUGAAUUAAAUGACUUUGGCCACUUCUGCGAGUGGAUUUUAUUCCUUUUUGGAAAGAUAAAGACUAAAUUGUCGUAUUAGCUCGCUAGAGACAAUUAUAUCAUUUAAAGAUUAAAGUUGAUCAUCCGUACUGACAAGGAUGCCCCGCUCUCUAGUAAUUUCACGCUGAAACAAGAUUUCACUGAGAGAAACCAAACUAAUCUACUGUGAUUUAUAAUACAACUGACAUGGGAGGACGAGGAGUUUUCUCUUUUUGGAAUUGAGUAACGAAACAGAGCAGAGAGAUGCAACAAUUAACUGAACAAUCAACAGGAAGGGCUAAUCUACAACCUUUUUCUGGAACUGAAAAGUUCAGAAGUGACUGACAAGCACAAUGUUCUGAUAAAGUUAAUCUAUUCAUAAGCUUUGGAACAAAGGCUCUUUGUACUGAAAACUCCCAAAGAUCAAUAUUCACACCUAACCACAACAGAUUUCAGGAAACGCGAAAUGUAGGUGGAUCUAGGUUUUAUUUAAAAGGGCUAAAUUCUCCCACGUAAUACGUCUAGCUGCUUCCGAAACUAAAAUAGCUCUUUUCACUUAAAGCUUGCCUUCAACUGUUAUUUUGUUGUAUAACUAAUAAUCCAAGUUUGCGUUUGACAUUGUCACAAACUCUAUGUAACCCAAGGAAAUAGAAAUAAUACGUGCGCAUUAAAAAGGAUGGAUUUUGAGAGACCAUGCAGGCUUUAGACUAUUAAAACUGCAAAAACUGAUCGAAACAGUAAGGUACUUUAGGGAACUAGACACAAUUUUAUUAAGUGAAAUGGAAUGGACUGACUCAGCACUUAAUUCCAAGCUUUUAAAUGGAACAACCUCAUUUCAUCACAUCAGCAUUGCGCAACGUUUCGAGUUGUCAAUCAAGCGAAGGUUUUAGCAUUGACGGCCGACGGAACUCAGACUUUUUUGUGCGUUAGCUGAGUCAUGAUUCGGUCCGCAUGGUUUUCGCGAAGGGGCGGAUAUGAUGUACGCACGGGUUUUUUCACGUGUCUGGGCAAUAAUUAGAAAGAAAAGGGAGCUAAUUAAGUAGCAGCUCACUUGAUCCCUCUACCGCCUUUCAGUCUUUAGAUAAAUGAUUGAAUAGAUCUGCAAAUUGCUGGGGUACACCCACAGUAUUAAGCUGUGCAAUAAUUGUUGUAAUGGGAAUGAUUUUUAAUGCUUUCACCCCUAAAAUCACCUUGAAUCGAAGUUAUUCUUUCUUUGCCAAAGCAACUUUGUAAAUGUAGACAAAUAACACCUUGUGAAGGUACUCAUGUUAAAGAGAUUUUACUUGAAUGGUCACACCAUAUGAUUCUGUCCACAGUUAUUCUUUCUUUGCCAAAGCAACUUUGUAAAUGUAGACAAAUAACACCUUGUGAAGGUACUCAUGUUAAAGAGAUUUUACUUGAAUGGUCACACCAUAUGAUUCUGUCCACAGUUCAAGGGUUUAAGUAGCAUAAAUAACGCUCAGACUGCAAAGGUUAAGGAGGUGUGCGCCAUUUAUAACUUUUAAGAGUCCUUAGACACAUUUACUAGAUGAUUAAAACAAAGGAAAAAAGAAACACAAUUCCAAGGGUGACAAUCGAUGAAUGUAGAUAUCUGAAUGCGAAAGAACUGUUGUAUUCAUACUGACUGGGUUGUUCAGAAAUCAAGAAAGAAAUUUGCUGCAAAAGGUAUAUAACUAAAAUAUUGUAACAAAACAAAAAACUGACCACAUUUUUCAGCUGUUGGUAACUGCUGUUAUAAUAGGUACGUCGGAGAUAACUACAAGACUUGUAUGCACCUUGUUCGAGUACCCAAUUCAGGGAAAGAUAAGUCUCUGUUAUAGAGGCCUCUUGGGUAAAUUUUGUUGUAAACUCUCAAGACGUUAUUAAGUUGUUUGUUAAAAUGACUUUUAAUUUCCGCUGGGAAAUAAUAUCGAGAUAUCGGCAAGAAAUAUUAAAAAUGGAAAGAAUUUAUAAAAUGCUGAUUAAUUUUUUGUGAUAAUAUAUUUCAGAUAUCGAGCUUGUUACUUUGUGCAGAAAACAAAAAAGCGCUGAAGGAUAUUAAUUCUGUGGCGAGGGCCUUGCGAGACUCAAACAGCUCCGCCAACGGGGAAAACGUAGCUUCAGGCCAACAGGAAAAAACUUGGAACGUCAUGAAGGUUAACAAAACUGAAAUGGACCAAGCAAUGGAAUGCUUAUUCCAAACGGUAAGUCAAAAGAUACGUUCAAAAAUUGUUGUGAAUCUCAAAUUUUAUAGCAAUGCAUUUUUCUAUUUUUUUAUUUCUUUUUUACUAGCUAAGAGCUUACGGUGGCUCUUGAUUCGCUUUCCUUGUUUGUAAAACUGCUUCUGUAUCAUACUUCAAAGUAUGAUGACUUUUCGUGCAGCCAAAGUAAUUACCCAGUUGAAGCUCUUGAUAGUCUGCACGCAAUUUGCGCGGGCAACGCGCGGAACGAGGGCGGGAUCUCUUAAAUAACUAAAUGACGUAGUUAAAGCAAUCAACCAAUAAACCAGAGCUGUAUCAACAUGACCCUUUGCUAUAUUCAUGGCACAAUAAUUGUCUUUUUCCGCUUUAUAUGGUCUCAUAAUGAUUUGCAGUUAUACCGCAUUGACACACGAACAUUAUGCAAAUGCAAUUUUCUAUAUAAGACUUUCGGUAGAGUUUAAGUGCUCAGUGUGUCAAACAGCUCACACUUAAAAAGAUGCAACUUUUAGCCAGUGUUGAAUGGAUAGGAGAGGUAAGACAUUACUCUUCUUUUACAGAACACGGCCCUUUUUGUCCAGAUGACGUCCGUACAUUAUGAUCCAAAGUACCGGCUUUAAAGACUUAGUAAUGUACUGCUAAUUACAGCUUUCAUUUUAAGAGCGCACUCUUGAGUUCCAUUCAGACUUGAAAGUUCAGAGAGAAAGAACCCUUUGAGCUCAUAGCGCACGUGAAAUUGCAACAAGUAGAUAAUGAAUCGUCCGUUAGAGGUUUACACGAAGGUUUUACUAUUAAGGAGGAGAAGUUGAAAAAGCUUUUAUUUUGUCGAGACGUUACUCACGUCUAUACCCCAGAAACCCUAUGUAUCCACUCAUCUUAAGCAGGUCAAACCUGGCAUUUUGCCAGCUAAGGCCAGUGAAAAAAGGGUAAGAACUUGAAAUCUGAUUUCAAUUCAUUGGAAAACCGUGGUAACAGCCUUAAGAUUUUUAUUUAAAAAAGUGAAAUUUUGACAUUACAUUCUCUUCUUUCUGUCCCCGAAUUUUUCACUAUUGUUUUAGCUUAAACCCUAGGGAAAGUUCAAUUAACUUUAAAAGAGUUUUUGGGAACUUUUCGUUAGUAUGUUUAGUUCAGACGUAGAAAUAUCAAAUGAUAGGAACUCAAAACAAGCGCUGAUAAAUUACGCCGCUUGGGAACUCUAAAUUUAACACAGGAAAGGACGAAAGAGCAGAAAUCUACGUCUUAAACGCAUCCGCCGGAUUUAAAAGUGAAGUGAUCAAUAUUAACAAGCAGACCAUAACUUACAAACGCCUUAAAAGACAAGAAGCUAUUGUAGAUGCAGGAAGAUGCUGAGUACUUUCACUUUAAAGCUAGGCGCUGAAGGCAAGCAGUUUUACCAAUGAAAACCUUUAACGUCGAUCCCUAAGGCUUCAAAAAUGCAUAUGAGAAGAAGCAGCGAUAUCUCUAAAUCAAACGAGAGUGGAAAGGAAAUGAUUUGAAGUGGAGCCAAAAAUAAAUGGUUCUUUUAGAUUUUCGAUGCAACAGUAUCGUUCUUCUAGCAGUGGAGAGAGGUUAUAAAGAUAAAUGAAUUAUUUGGAUUUUUUACGAAACCAUAAGGAGACUUUGAAGAAUAUACAAAUUAAUUUGCCAACUUUCAAUUAGACGGGCUUCAACUCUAUUGGCUUGCAUGACGCUGUCGAGGAGUAACCAAUACCGAACAACUUUCGCAACUUUCAAAUUCACGCAAUCCUCUUUGUUUAGGCAAACUCAAGUUAUCUCCGUCGAUCUUUAUCUGUUUUGGAAUCUAAAAAUGGAUUUCUUUUUUGUGCCGUUGGCAUAAAAUGCCUCGAGACUAAUUGUUAACACCAACUCAAACUCGAGCUGCAGUCUACCGCGCUUCGUUUUCGCAAAAUUUGUCGAAAUUGUGACAAAGCAAAUUUGCUAGUCUUUACGCUUUACUGGUUGGUGAGUCUAUGGCUUUAUGACGUGUUAAGCCACUUGAGUUAUAUCCAAGCCUAAUUUAAUGGGCCGCUGGUCUCACGAAAAUGCUUUAAAUAAAACAAAAACACGAGAUCCGGUGUGUUACUUCGAUUGGCUAAUCAGAUGCAAACACCGACGUUUACUAGAUCUUGCAGUUUCGGCGAGAUGUCAUCUUCAAAAACGCUGAUGUAUAAUAAAUGUUUAAAGGGUGAUGGAUUCAUGGUUUCGCGAGCGAGUAAUUGCUCGUUAUGCAAAUAUCUUUGUUUCACAGUGAUUUUUGUUUGAUCGACGAUCACCUAGCGGAAAAGCAGAAGCCAAUAAUGAGAAAAAAAUUAACUGAAGCUUGAAAUCCUUAGAAAUAUUUAAGGGCAACUAGUCAACUCUUUCUCUCUCAAGAGUGCCCAAACAAAAAAUAAUCAAGAAAAAAGUGCCAUGACUUUUAAUAAUUUUUUGUAAAUAAAAUACUGAAAAACAAAUGGUACAGUGCGAAGGUACUUUUAAAGAGGUUUCACUUGAAUGGUCACACCAUACAAUUUCAUCUACAGCCUGAAAAGUUAGAGUAACUCAUUGACGUCUUUGUAAUUGAGGUAAUUAGCAAAGCUGCAGUAACCUGCCGAAAAGUCUCGGGUCAUCACAGACUUCAAAACUUAUUUACUCUUCUUUGGCAAACUAUGAUCUCUAACUUGAGUUUCCAUCAGUUUUUUCCAGUUCAAAGGAAACGAGAAGGAAAUUUAAUUGCUAACAACAAAACAAAAAAUUUCCAUCCAUUUAUAAGCUAGAAAUCACCUUGCACAAUACAAAUGAAAAAAAAUCGAUACCACAACAACCUACCGCCCACUAGCUGGCUUUUAUUUUGUUUGUCAAAGCUAAGAACGUCAUUUCCGACACAAAGGCAAGAAAAAUCUUUAAACAGCACAGUACGGUGUCACAGAAAAGCUCAAGUGCAUUCAUUUGAACGUUCACACUUAAUGAUUUCAUCCGCCGACACCAUUACAGGAAACUACUGCUCAGUUGCUUUCAUUUGAAUGUUGACACGGUAUAAUCUCGUCCACACAUUCUGCAAAACGGAUAGAACCACUUUACACAACAUAUUAAAAACAUUACCGCAGGAAAGUACUCACUCAGUAACUUUCAUGGCAGAAAUGGAGUCACAUUUAAUGAUCUCGUUCACAGACUCAAUAGUCAGGACCACUAUAUGUACAUUAUGAAAACAGUACACCAUUCAGCAGUACAUUCAUUCAUUCAUUCAUUCAGACCAAUGAGAAAGAACGCCUCAGUAUCUUCAUUGAAAUGGUCUUUAUAUUCACGAUUAAUAAUUUCGUCUACACACUCAAAAGUAAGAACCACUUUACACAAAAUGAAAAUAACAACACAGGAAAGUAAUAUUCAGUGGGUUUCACUGAAACGGUCGCACUUCCUGAUCUCUUCUACAAACUCAAACGUCAGAAUCACUUUAAGCAACAUUGUAAAAAUAGCAUCAGAGGAAAGUAAUGCUCAGUAGCUUUUAUUGGAAAGGUCACACUUAUCAUUUCAUGCGUAGAUUCAAGCGUUGAAACCACAUUGCACAGCAUCAUAUAAACAGUAGUACAAGAAAGCAUUGUGCAGUAGUUUUUAUUGAGUCACUGCAGCCUCAAGUAAGGAUGCCGACACAAUUUGCUAAAAGCCUAGGGUAGCACCGUCUUCCGUACAGGAUGAUGACAUGGGAAAUUAUUGCACGGAGUAGCAUGCUUUUAUUAAUCGUCACACCCGUUAAAGAUGUCAGUGGGCGACUCCGUCACACUGGAACACAUGACAAGCAAUCAAAAUUAUCGUUCCUUUUAUUCUGGUGGAGGAAAGACACAGUAUAACAGGAAAAAAUGUGUCAUUUGUAAUGAAUCUUACUUAGCUACUCGCCUUCGAAAAUUGCACUUGUGACACACUAAGUUGCUAGAGAUUGACGCUAUAUUGAGAGACUUGUUGACCUUUUUUAUAUGGAAUUUACAAGAGCAGUAAGCUCUAAACCUGCAAAAAAAACUCGACACUGAAAAACAGGGACAAAGAAAGCCUCAGAAGGUUACGAUAACACGAUCGAAAAUCUAAGUUUCAAGGCAGAGGCUUGUGCGAAGGAGGCGGAGGCAUAUUUUUCAAAAUAUCCGGAAUACAUGAUUUAAAGACCGUUCGAAAAGAAGAUCAUAUGAUUACUCCACUUAGACUGUGCUUCCAGAGAUUUCCAGCUAAACCUGAUUGCGAAACGAAGAAAACCACUAAUAGCAAAUUAUUUUCCUUCAUAAAUACAUCAACGAAACCGCGAAAAAAAAAUACAACACUGGCUGGUAACAGUCGGUCUCGUAAAGAUAGACCCAAGAUCAUCGGUGUGUAUUCUAGAAGCUUCAACGCUUUCCUAAUGGGAACACGGUUUCUGGAGAUGGAAAACUAAAAAAAAAGCUAAUUUGAAAUUAAAAAAAACAACAACAACAACAAAAUUUACAACUUCACCAUAGUACGUACUACUUCGUAAUUAAGUGAAGCAAGAGAGCAAAUGUCAAGCUGUUGUUGACACAAUCAGCUCGGUAAAACAGUCUCAGAUUGUACUUAACGCUUACAACAUUUUUUUCACAAAUUAUUUUUGCUGAGUAUGGCUGGCCAAUACUUUUAUCUUUACCUUGAACAAAUGUCAUCUAGUCACGCAUAAGUCCGGCCUUUCCAUCGUGCUCCGGAAACACUUUUUGACUAUAAAAUGAUACCUCUUGUUAGUUCAGGAUUUCCGACGUUGGUUGCUCUAUGUUUGGUAUGCACUUUGCUGUCGCCAUGCAUCCUGAACGAGCACAGCCGACCGUAUCUUUUGUUGGUUGCUAUUCAUUGUCUAAUUAGACAAACCGAAUUGUAGCACCGUUUAAACGUGCUCUGGAACGGUUACAAGGAAUGAAGUGUCAGUUUCGGUAAGAAUCUAUCAAAUUUGCUAAUUUUAUAAAGUGCAAAGUCAAUUAGUUUAUGGGGUUUAAAGGUGAUGUUAUCUCACGCGAAUACGGUAAUACGGUGUGUCGGUGUUGCAGUUGUAUCACACCCGUUACAUUAAUCGCAGUUCGUUUGGUACAUUACUGUAAUCGAAGAAAAGAAGCUUCAAGGUACAUCAGAUCGUUUAAACCUCAUUUUACACAAACUGGUUUCACAGAUGCUUAAAAUACUUGAGGCUUCCUGCCCACGAAACAAGCGCUUCACGUUUGCUUUUCUCAUUUCGUUGCACGACGUGUGUUCGCGAGUCACGAACCCGAUCAAAAGCAACCAAACAACAAUUCACGACGGUAAAAAAACAACCUUUUGGUAUUUCUCAAGCAGCUCUUAAAGGUAAUCUUCUUUUCCCCUUUGAUAACAUCGCUGAGAUCCUUGUGAUAUUCACGAGCAGAGCCAAUAAUAUAGCGUGGUUUUGUAGCCAUCGGCAAGGAAAGAGACAUGUCUAGCUAAUUCAAAGCGAUAGAAAAAUCCGGAACUUUACAUCCAAAACAAUGGCCCAUUUCAGAUGCGUUCAAAUGCUUGUUAAUGUGAAAGCUCUAGUAGCAGAGUAAAUAUGUUUAUUUGUUUUCGGCAAGCUGUAGAAGAAAUCCAUAUUCUUGCCAUAUUUGCUUUGUUUUCCGCCCGGCGGAUAUAAAAGUUUCAUUAGAAGAAAAACAACCAUUAGUGAGAGCGGAUCUCGAGAAAGGCGGCUCGCCUUUACGUUUUUUUUUUUUUUUAAAAAAAAAAGAGACCUCGAUAUCUCAUUGCUACAAACCGCGAGGAGUGGUCAUCGCGCAAUAGCCAAGGGGUUGUUGAAUUAUAAACUUAACUACCGGUCAAAGCAGUAAACUUUUAAAACCUGCUUGUUCAGAGAUAUGUUGAUAGGAAAGAUGAAAGAGUCAAGAGAUUGUGUGUUGAACGUGGGCAAGAGGUUUAGCACUUUUUUAAGGGACUUUCUGCGCGAUAAAAAUUUUUUCAGUAUCAUGUAGGUUCAUCAAGCGGCUUGUGACGUAAAGAUAGGUAAAAUAUUAAACUAAUCAACUUCGAUUCGCAAGGAAAAUUAAGCGGUUAUAUGCCAAACAAAUACCGGAAAUGAUACGUAACGCAGACUUUGUCAACAACUGUCAAAUUUAUGUCAGGGUUAAUGAAACCCUUCAAAUGCACAACCAGAAAUGAAAUGCGAGCACAGUGACCUAUAGAAAGCUUCCAAAUAAUAACCUUCAGGCAUUUUGACCCGAGGGGUAUUAUUUAGCCUACGGGAAAAUCGCAAGACGGUGGAUGAAAGGAGAAUCCAGCCACGUUAAAAGACUGCGAAAAACCAAUUCCCCGCCUUCAGAGGCCUGUGAUUGGCGGGGCGGUGAAAUUUAAUAAGUCUUAAUUAGUUGCCAUAGCUACUUAUAUGAAUAGGUGUCAAUCACAGGGGGGUUUCCUUCAGAAAAGCACUGUGACCGACGAUAAAACCCAAGGUGCUUGGGCAGUGUGUUGCAGUUUAGCAUUUCUAUUGUUUUCCACUCGUGUGUAAAGAUAAGAGAAAGGAUGCUUUCCCUUGAGUGAUUUACAUGCUUUUACAGAGUAAAGCAUCGGCUCAUUUGAACUGCGCGCGCCAGAGUGGAUCCGAAUACAUUUGCCAUAACUCCUUCUAGAGGUAACCAUAAUAAGUCAAUGGGCGAAUUUUAUUAUUCUUAUUUAUCCUAAUGCGCGCGGGAAAGCAGCUUGAGUCAGUUUAACGGGGAAUGUAUGCAUUCUUUCUUGUGCUCAUUUUGUUUAAUCUUGUUUACUUUGUUAUUUGAAUGUUAUAGGGGAAUGUGAUGCGAGGACACAAUACGGACAUUAAUCUCAAGGACUACUCAGAUACGGUCAGAUACCUUGAGCAGUUCCAAGAAAUUACCAGCAAAACUUUCAGUGCCGAAUUUCAGAAAAGCGGAGCUGAAAUCGCAGAGGAGACAGACGUCAAGAGGUCCCCAGAGCCCCUUCCCGCGCCUUUCAGUAUGUAUGGACCCAGUGACGGGUUUUACUCAUCUCGAGUUCAAGGCCAAAACAUUUUAAACCCAAACGUACGCAAUGGAAAUUUAGUAUCUGAAAGAGGCAUACCAAAUCAUUUCGGUUCAUUCAAGCACGCAGAGAUCGGGGUAGAGAACAUGAUUUCAUCGGAGAGAGGUGCUCCGAUGUUUGAUUAUCAUUACUCGCAGCACAAUACACACGGUGGAAUGUCCACAAACGAGGUUGCUAACUUUGCGAACGCAGCUAACACGCAAAAUGAAUUUGCGGUGGAAAAUUCCACCACACCGUUCGGUCAAGGUGUUGCAAAAGGUUGUCUGUCUCCGUCACUUCAGAAUGGUCCACAGCAAGUUGCCAUUAACCCUCUAGCUGGCUUAACAGAACUGGCCGAGAAAGCGAACUUCGCGUCUGAACUCGCCCGAAAUGGCGUCGCCGAGUCUCGUUUUAGCUCUCAACCACGCCGCGGCCAAAUAAAUGGCCCGGCUGUUCAGUACAACUUCCCAGAAGCACCGAGAAGCCGAAGCUGGUCACGUUCUAUACCUGAAGGUGUAAAUAGCUUCUUCAAUGGAGGACAGCAGCCUUUUCAAGCUGAUGAGUUCUCGCCGACUCUCUCGACAGGGAGUUCGAUUCUCACAGAUUCUGAGCUGGGAAGCCCGUGUCACUCGGCACGGCCGCGACACUUCUUCCCUUAUAGCGAGUCGGAGUCGGAUCUUUCGCCGACUGAAAUAAACCCCUAUGAUAGAUCGAGAGCAUCUUACCAGAACUACAACUCGAGAACGUUUGCAAAUUACAAACUUUGGAGUAAUCAGACUGAGUCGAUCACGCCAAAUGUAACGGUAGUUCCCGACCCAAGGAGUAAGCUGUCGCAGUUGUUCAAGUCUGGCAGUCGUAGCACCACCAAAUCGGAGGAGAUACUCAAGGAACAUUUGCAAAACUUCGGCAAGUACUUGCCAACGCAGGGAGACAAAAAGCAAGAAAAAAAAGCUGACACUGAACAAGAGAAUAGCUGGACUGGCGAGGAGGCGGUUAAAGAGAAGAAAACUUCGACAACAGCUUCUAACGCGAAGGAAUCUAGCGAAGAGAAUACAGUGUUCCCUUGUAAAUGGGUCAACUGCGAGGGAUCCAUAUUUUCGGAACAAGAUGACUUGGUGCGCCAUAUAGAGAAAGUUCAUAUCGAUCAAAGAAAGGCGGACGAUUUGUAUAUUUGUUAUUGGAAAGACUGCAGCAGGCAACGAAGGGCUUUCAACGCGAGAUACAAGCUUGUGAUUCAUAUGAGAGUCCAUUCGGGCGAGAAGCCCAACAAAUGUACGGUAAGUAGUACGGGUAGUACAAAAGCGAUGUUUGUUUUGUAUUGUCUUAGAGUUCCUUCAGAUAGAUCGCGUCAAUUAUUUUGCACUCAAUUUGUAGGAUUGGGAGUGAUAUUGAGUCAAGAAUCGAGUUUUGGACAUUUCUCAAUAUCGGCUCGAAUUACCUACCAAUCGAGCGAUGGGCAUCUGUUAUCGCGAAAUGUCCAAAUACAACACGUGGAAGUGAAUUCAGACUUAGCGGUUCUCGGUGCUCGUUUUGACACGAGUGGUAUUCAAAUGUCACCUUGGGCAUAAUUUAAUCAUGUUUUUAUGAGUUCAAUCACACGACGUUGCUUUCUUUGAUCAGGCAGAGGACUUUUGUCGGUUUUUGGAUGGGAAAUGAAGGUCUGCGAUGCGUGAAAUUCAGGAAAUGAGUAGACACAUAUUUUAGCAUUGCGGUCAAAAACCCAUCUCGUUUCUAGACGGCCUGUAGCUAAAGGUAACAUUCUGAUGUAGAAGGCAUUUGAAGCCACUCACGCCAGGUUCUCUGUGCAUUUGCAUAAGACACAAUAAAACCUUUGUUUGUCUUUCAGUUUGGCCUCUACAGCUACAAAUUCAAAGGCAUAUUUGUUAUACUUGUGGUUCGGAACAGUCGAAAAGAAAAACAAAUUCCCUAGACCAGAUCUCGUAAAUCACGAAACGGCUUUGCGCGUGUUUAAAUCUCUCGUCUCGCUUUUCUAAGGUCAAUAAUGAAAGAGGAGAGUUAUAAGGAGGAUUUUUUUAAGUCUUGGCGAACUUUCGCGCGAGAAUUUACCGCAAAAAUAUCUGCGCAUUCAAGAGCAAUGAAAGGGUUCCAUGUGGCUCAAUCGGCGGGGAUGCUAUAGAGAAUUGUUACACAAUCAAUCGUUUUCAGUCUAAAAUACCAUGUUUUCGAGAAUGAUCACUCACAAAAAACCGUACGAAAAAAAAUUAAGAGAACAAAAAGUACACUAGCUCGACCUCUUCAUGGUUUUUGUGUUCUAUUCUUCUUUUAUUAAUUCCGCGUGUAUGCAACCUGUUUUGAAAAGCAAUUUGUUGAGUGAGGAGAGAGGGGGGAGUGGUGUCGGAAGACUACAAAGAAAAACUAUUGAAAGUCGCCUCAUACAGUCUUUACAUUCGCAAGUUUUGUCUCCCCUUCCAAAUAAAGUUAUGAAUAUAAUUAGAUUUGGUGUGAAUUAAAAUGGACAUUGCCUUCAAAAUGGUCGCUCGGCGAUGGCUAAGGCGCGAGGCUCUCUGUUGACCUUGGGGCGAAGAAACGACCCCCGCUGUUUGCGUGAAUCGUCGUCACGGAAGACUUUGGACGGAAUUUUUUUACGUAUUCCAAAAGUUGAAAACCACCUGCUCUUAGUCAAUGACAGUAUCUAGUAAUAUGUUGGUCAUCAAGCGUUUUAUUUCAAGUUGGCAACACUCUAGGAAGGCAAACCCAAACAAUUCCCAUUUGACAAAGAUAGUUUUUUCUUGAGAACGCCCUAAUUGAUAUCACAAACGUCAUCGUUAAAAUGGUUUUUCUUUUAAUUAAAAUUUAUACGAUGAUUUUUUUCUGUUUUAUUUCACACUAGUGUACAAAUUUAAAGCGAUACCUGUGAUUCUUCGUGAGUGCUAAAAAAGUCAUUGUUUGAUCACCCCUUUUGUCUGUGUAAAAUGGUGCACCUGCAAUAAAUCUUUGAAGAUUGUCUUCAUUCUGUCUGGAUAAAAAGCGUUUCAAAUUGCAUAUUUAAGAGUGUGCAAACCGUUCUAUUUAGUUUAAUAUUGAAUUUUAUGGAAAACCUCAUGUAUUUUGUGGAAAUUUAAGGACAACAUUUAACAAAACAAAGCGCUAAUUGAUUUGCACUCGACUCGUGCUAUUUUCGAGGGCAAAAAAUAAUAUUCAACUGACAGCGUAUUAAAUUGCUUUUACUCAAUAUUUAUCUCUCUUUUGCAUUUAUUAAGUUUGAGUCCUAAAUCAAUCAAAAUAAAUAAAACAUGACAGUUAGCAAUUGAAUUUCUAAAUACAAAUUAAUUUUUUUGGACAUUGUGGCCAAAACAUUUACAGUAGACUACCAACAGACAGUUUAAUUUCAAAUUGAUGCAUCGCAAAAUAAACGCCUUUGUUUCUGCUUUGUGUGUCGAGGCCAUUUCAAGAAAACUGGCACUGCGGCAAAUUUGAUUGCAGUAAUUACUGAUCAGUUGUUCUUAACUAAUUUUUCUGACAAUACACUGCCCACAGAUAUUUGAACAACAGUCUUCCUAACAUUAAAUGCAGAUAUACAGUGUUUUAGAAAAAUAGAAAACAACUUGUACAGAAGUUACUUCCUGACAAGUGUAUGCUCAUUGCUAUUUUAGGUGCUAGGACAUUAAUUAUUUUUCUAAAUUUAUUAUGUUUGUUUUGAGUGACUUUCUUACAUUCAACAAUUUUGUUUAUCUUGGAUGGGUUUUCUUUCAAUUAAAUCUUACAAGUAUAAAAGAACAGGUUCUGUAGCCUCUGGUGGCCUGUUAUUUGAUAGAUUAUUUUUUUGGAAAAAUUUGGAACUAGUUCUUGUUUUUUUGAACCCAGCUGGUAUGAUGAAUAGAGUGGUUUGAAUUUCAACAUCAGACUGAGGUAAACAAUUCCCAGUAAAGCACGCAGAUCUCUGUGUAAGAGUUUUACCAUAACUGUUCUCAAUAAAUACAGUAUAUAUAUGUUCAUAUCUUUUGGCUUUAACAAAAAUUAGUUCCUCUUGCCAUUUUACUGAUAGAAUUGUAGAUUCGCUUUUUGAAAUACAUUGCAUUGCAUAAGUAAAUUACUGCUCCAUGACUGACAUGAAUGGUCAUGUUAUAGCCACCCUCGACGGCAUAAUAUUUUUAACAACACCAGUGAAAAGUAGAAAAGUAGCUAGCACUAUGUAUUCUUCAUGUAUAUGUCCAGACUUCAGAAUUUUAUCCACAAACUUGAAAAUAUGAGAAGCUGUCUUGUCAAACAAGAUAAAAUUAUUAUUGUGGAAAGUGAACUGCUCUGCAAUAAAUGUUUAAUGAAUAUAAUAUAUUCAUUAAACAUUUAAGUGCAGAGCAAGUGUAUAGAGUUGCGCACAGAAUAAGUUGAGUAUCAUCUAUUUGUCCUAUGAAACACAUAACCAAACACAUUUCGAUUUUUAAAGCUUAGGUUCUUUGAAACAAAGAUGUGGACAUAAACAAUAAAACAAGAACUUUCUCAAGCUGACGCAAGUAAUCAUCUGGUAAAUUAUUACAGCUGUAUUUAACAAAAACUACAAAGAUAGUUCAAAAUGAUUUCAUAGUUUUAGGAAACAAUAUUAAAGAGUGCACCUAUGUUUCACUGAAAGUUUAGCGAAUCCAUAUUUAUUUGCAGGAGUGAUAAUGGUCUUUCAAAAACGUCAAGUUGGUAAUUUAUUAGAAAUUCACUGGUGUUGUUUUUGAGUCAGUUCGAGAUCAUUUUGUCUCAUGUAAGCAUUCCACUGUUUUUAGUAGUCUUGAAGUCUCAUUCUUUUAGAUCUUGUGAAGUAGAGUUUACAGUCAUCAGAAUUCAGGUCAUUGGUACUGCCAAUAUCAAGAUUAAAUUUGAUAUUAUUUUGUUGACAUUUGAGAUACUAUUUUAAAAUGACAAAUAUAUAUUGGUCAGUGAGUGAAAAAUAUUCACUUCCUGAUGACCAUAAGCAUCUGUUCAAGACCAAUAGUACAGCUUUAGCACUGACAUAUUUUGUCUUAAACUUGUGUACUCUGUCUUGGACGAAAAACACAUUUUUGGUGAAAAAACAAAGAAGCAAUGUCUAGCCAUUGGAAACUUAAGCACUUGGUUAUGCAUCUUAAGUCUCAAGAAGGUUCAAAAGACAAUGGAGAGAUUAAAAUCAUAAUGUUCCUCUGUUAUCCCCACAAACAUCAUGUUAUUCCCAAACACAAACAUCCUUGUUUUUAAUCCAGACGAAAGACAACAUCACAAGUGGCUUUGAGACAAAGCCAGCGAUUUGGCUUAAGAGGUCAAGUGCGGAUUUCCACUGUCAAUAGGAUAGGAACUGAAACUGGCAUUAUGUACAGAAUACUAAUGUAAGAAGAGGUGUAAGCCUUCAGUACUUGCUUAACUGGUCCAACCUGACCCGGCCAAGGCUGUGCUCUCAGAAAAACAGUAGGGAGCCCAAUAAUCCAGGGUUGCCUAGCAUUUAUUUUUCGUUGAAAAAGCAAGGUUUUUAAGGGUGAAAGUAGGUCAUCAGCAGGCCACCAGGUACUAUUACGCGCUAGAGCAUACCAAGGGGACAGAGGAUUGGAAAUCCAUCUUAAUCUUAAUGUCAAUCACCAUGUUCUGAAAGUAAUUUUCUCACAGUACUUUUGUGAUUACAUUAUUUUGUAUUAAGUUGCUCCAGUUUUGCUGUUAUUCCACUGUUUUGUUGGCUAGGCAAAUAAGCUUGUGUUAUUUGCACUGUCUCCAGAACAUUCCUUCUUAGAGGUGUGUUUACUUUUUACUAACACAAGUUGUGUGGAUUUUUUUCUUUGAUUCCCCUUUUUCUGAAAAAAUAAACAACAUACUGCAAUAGCUCUUCUUGACAAAAGAAUUUCUCAGGCAUGCGCCUUAAAAAUAUUGCAAAAAAGUUAUUAAUUUAUUCCUCCUAUAGACCAGUGUUUUUCGAAAACAAGAUAUAUAUAGAACACAGAAAAUGUCACACUUCUUUCUUCUAAGAUAGACAUAUGACUUAUACUUGAGAAACACUGACACUACAUGUAUUUUAUCCAUGACCUAAUUCUUUAUUGUUCAAAAGGUGGAUGUUUCUAUCCAAUUAUUACAUGUAAUAAAUUGCUAUCCAGUGGAUGGCUUGUUUGUUUUCCUAAUAGUUCUCCAGUUACAUGUGUUUUAUCAAAAAGUUAUUCUAAUAUUGAAGGAGACUUGCAAUAGUAGUUUGGCAAAAUAGAAAAAAUUCCAACAAGGCAAUAGUAAACACUUACUAUAAAUGAUUAAGAAUUAUCUAGGAUGGAAGAUAUUGACAAUAAGGAGAACAAGAAGUCAGUGAACUAAUUUUGCCACUUUUCUCCUUCAGUUCCCAGGAUGCAAUAAGGCGUUUUCAAGGCUAGAAAACCUGAAAAUUCACAUGCGGUCCCACACAGGGGAAAAGCCAUACCUUUGCCAACAUCUAGGCUGCCCAAAGGCAUUUUCAAAUUCAUCUGAUAGAGCCAAACAUCAAAGGACACAUCAAGAUACAGUAAGUAAACACCACUCUCUACAUGUACUUGGUAAUAAAAUGAAUCAACAUGGUAUAGUGAAACUCUGCAGCUUCAAGGACACCCACUUCAUAUGGACACCUCAUUAUUACGGACAGUUUGCUUUGUCCCUGGGGAAUGAAAACCCUUAAAUUUUCUCUAAAUUCAACCUGCUUAAUACGGACACCCGUUAAUAUGGACGCUUUCUAUGGCCUCCUCAGUGUCCGCUUAUUAACCCUGUAAGCCCUUAGAGUGAUCAGCGUCGAAUUUCUCCAUGUAAUAUCACUGCUUUAUAAAACACAGUGGUCAUAAGAAUUAAGGACAUGAUCACACAAGAUGAAUCUAAUUGAUACUUCAACAAAUUCUCCCCACUACUUCUAUUGAAAACGUAUAGGGAUAACAAAUGGGAAUUUGAAUUUUGAUGUUAGGGUUUAAAGGGUUAAUGGGGUUUGACUUUACUGAGAUUAUUAUACAGUAGAACCCUGGUAACUCGAACUCUGAAGGGAAACAAAAAACAUAUCGAAUUAUUAUAUUGUGACAUAAUAUAUUUUUUUCUGCUAUUUGCAGAAACCAUAUGCAUGUCAAGUUCCUGGUUGUCCAAAGAGAUACACAGACCCAUCUUCACUUAGAAAGCAUUUCAAACAACAUGCUAAUGGCAAAAUGCCACAGCAGAACUCAAAUACAAAGGUAUGUCUCUUUCUUAUGAUUUUCAAAACCCAUUGCCUUUUGGCCUUGUAAACUGGAACCUUGCUAUAAUGAACCUGUUCUUGGUAUAGCGAGCAAUUUUCUUUACCACAGAAAUAGUAAAAUAUAGGGAAAAGAACCUUGAUAUAACAAAACCUCAUUAUAUAAGUAGCAAACAAAUUUUGCCAGUCCCUUGGCCCUUUGUCGUAUCGAAGUGCCACUGUAGCUGUUUCAUCACAGAACAGAUGUGGAUUCCUGGCUUAAAGUUGCACAUUGAUAAACAAAAAGCAGAGACUUUUCAUUUAACUGGACUCUUUUAAGCAGCACUGGCAACAGAUGGGUGUUCAGAGUUCUCUGGAUUUGGCAGAAACCACUGACUUUCACCUUAACCUUAGAACACCACGUCCCCCUAUCAGAAUUCCAACAAUACAUAAUAAUCUUGUACCCCAUAUUCUGCAAAAGAUACAGUUUUUGCUGAUAUUAUUCUACUGAAAAAAAUAUUCCUUUAUUGUCAUUUCCGCAAUGUUGCGACUUUGAAAUUAGGAAAGAAAAACAGAAACAACCUUUCCUACCAAUAUACUUGUAAUGUCCCUAUGACAAAAUUUAAUGCUAUAUUUUGUUUUUAUAUCAGACAAAACAGAAAACAAGAGGAAACAGAUCAUCAAAAAGAGACCUACUGUGUGCAGGGGUGACAAGACCUUUGUCAGAUUUUGCCUUUAUGGACGAAUAUCAAGCAAGAAAGCGCCAGAAAAUGCUAGAUACACUUCGUCAGACAACAGAGAAAAAACUUGCUCUGGAAAAUGGUUUUGCUCAAGCACUUCCUGAUACUCAAAGAGCUUGGUAUGGUCCAGAAAGCAUGUACAGACAGUACAAUCCACCACCUUCACAACCUGUAGCAAGAGCGAGCACGCCAACUCCCGAAGAGGAACAAGACUUUCGCUAUACUCAAAUGUUGAGCUCAAUGGAAAUCCCCACAUUUGAGGAGACAUUAAAACCACUGAUGAGUGGUUAUUCAACGUAGCUAACAAGCUUCGCUGACUCAAAUAGUCCAAGAACUUGAAUUCAAAAAAGAACCCACAAACUUGUACAAACAAGUUUCAAUGCAGAUGGAAGACACAUGGUUUACAUAAGCACUGUAUAUGUCAUACUUGUCAGGACCGGACUGUAAAUAACAGGAACUAAGAGAUUGUUUUGGGGGUCAUGCUUGAUGAAACCUAAGAAUUUCAUAAAAUGAUGCAGAUGUGACGAGGCCACUUGUACGUGUCCGUAAAAAUUGUUUUUGCUGGAGGAAAAUAUAAACUGUACUUGCUUGCACACGUGGGGUUCAAGAACAGGAACCCUAGAAGAUCAGGCAUAAUGACUUUCAAACUCAAGGGAAAAUCACAAAUUAGUGGUAAUGGUUACUCAUAGGAAAUUAGCAUUUUUAUUAUAAGAUUUUAAAAUUGUUUAUACAUCCAGCAAGCAUGUAAAAGCUAUUUGGCACUAUUAAAUGAAGUUAGUACUAUUUUAUUGUAAAAGUACUUGAGUGAGAAGAUUUGAAUUCAAAUGUAUUUUUCGCUGCUGCUUAAAAAAUUAAUUUCUAAUUUAAGUAAGAAUUGAAUUUAUGGAAGUACAUGUAAGAUGUGUUGAAAAGUUAUUUUGAUACAGAGACUUCUGCAAUGGUGAAAAGGUACAGACUGUUAAGCUGUGCAAUUUAAAGUAAUGGAAACUUCCUGGCAUAAUCCAUUGCCUUAAUAAUGAGCUUUAAUAUAAUAAUUAAUAAUGUUGCAUAAAAUAUUUUCAUUGUAGUUAGUUCAUAAUUAUGUCAGGUCAAUGUCCAACUUGUUGCUAAUCUCAUUUUUGCAAACAACAUUUUGUACAAUCUCUGUUGUUUUAAUCAGUAAUUUAUUGUACCAUAAAUCAUCAUACAUGCAGUAGAAGUGAGCCACACCUACUUUACAUACAUUUCAUUCAUUUGAAUUUUUUCAAAAUUUUAUUAUAUUCCUCUUUUGUCCUUUCAAUUUUCCAGUUCUUUAUCACCUAAAUAGGUUAUACACAGUCAUGGUAAAGACACCAACAAAAAUAGGGCGUUGUCAAUUAAAUGUAUUCCGGAAUAAGAAUAAAAGCAAUAAGCUUUAAAAGUCACUCAUUUUGGCGUUUAUUGCUUUGCAAUAACUAGAAAUCUGCUUGCAAUAAAAUAUCCCAAUGUAUGUAGAGUUAAGUGGCCCAGAAUACAAUCAAACACACCCUUAAAGAGACGGCCUUAUAUCAUUAAAAAGUCUGGCUGUGGAAAAACCCUGCUAUUGUUGAAACUUUAUGUAAAUAUCAAGCACUUUUUCUUUUACUUCUGAUUCAUCAGCAUGCAUAGAAGAACAGCUUGUAUUUCUAACUUUUUUAUAGUUACUGUUUUGAGACUCGCAGGAUUAACAUCAGAUUAUUAAAAAAUAUUGAUAGUAUGGUUAUAUGAUAGUUUUUAAUAAAACAUUAUUAAUUGAGUGUUACAAGGUCUGAAUUUAUUUAUUUGUAAAUUUCUACAUGAGGCAGGGGUUUAAAAAAAAUUGAGGUAGCCAGCAGGUUAAAAUACAUGCAGUAACCGACUGUAUCAACAAGGGGCUGGUAGUCCACUUUUCCAGGGGUGUCUGGGGGCAUGCGCCCUCAGAAAAUUUUAAAAUUUCAAAGCGCUAAUAACUGAUUUGUAGGGUUCAGGGGACUAGUGAGUACAAAAGAGAAUGUUUUCCAUUCAAGAAAAUUUGUAUGGCUCAAAUUUGGCUAAAACUUCAAGUCAAAUUUUGAUUUAUCAGCCACACAAUCAACU